Tachyglossus aculeatus (Australian echidna) is the source of this 4177-nucleotide messenger RNA. RefSeq names its product activating transcription factor 7 interacting protein (gene ATF7IP). Gene Ontology annotation, biological process: regulation of DNA-templated transcription. Lineage: Eukaryota; Metazoa; Chordata; Mammalia; Monotremata; Tachyglossidae. The transcript has 16 exons. Gene Ontology annotation, cellular component: transcription regulator complex; nucleus. Bases 537 to 4139 code for a protein of 1200 amino acids. Gene Ontology annotation, molecular function: protein binding; transcription coregulator activity. The record is from RefSeq and is a predicted model, not a curated record.
CAAGUUGAUAAAACAUGGAUUUUCCUAAAGGAAAAUCCCAGUUGACGGAUGCCUUUCAAGGUAGCCAUGCGGUCCGAACGAGGGACAUGGUUCUUUUUCCUCAAGCAAGGCCUUGAAAUGGUCAUCGGGGGAAACUUAACUAAACCUGGCAGCAAGGACACCUAGGCAUGGAAUCUGCCAUUUCCACCCACAAAAAAAAAGAAAGAAAGAGAAAGGUUUUCUAAUGCGACAUUUUGUUUCCAGUUCCACCUCCGAAAGCCUGCAGGCCACCGACCCCUGACCUUUCUGCACAUACUUUCCCCCGCUGCAAUGUUACACUUCCAGAGUAAGAUGGCUGAUUGGCUUGCCACCGAUGCAGUCAAAUCUCCCGUCCUGAUCCUUCGCCUAAUUCGCGUUCCUUGCUUCCCAUCUCUCCUUCCUUAUUAAAUUCAUUCCCCGGGAAAAACUGGUACUUAGCUGCAGUGUGCCCCCUAGUGGCGAGAGACGGUAGUUGAUUCUUUGAUUCGCAAACGGUGGGCGAGCAUGGCAGGUGAUGGAUGGUGGGCUGGUCUCUGCUCACUCCCCCCGAAGAAUCUUUCAUCGCCUCAGUGCUGGCCAGAGAGACGGGACGUUUUCCAGUGAGGUUCACGAUGGACAGUGCCGAAGAGCCUCAGAAAAAAGUGUUUAAGGCCCGCAAGACCAUGCGAGCGAGUGACCGCCAGCAGCUGGAGGCCGUGUACAAAGUCAAAGAGGAGUUCCUGAAAACGGACACCAAGCUGUUGAACGGCAAGCACGAGAACGGCGACUCGGACUUAAACUCCCCCCUGGGCCACCCCGACGGCACCGAGGACGGGGAGGAGGUGAACGGCAUAGCCGUCGACGACCCGGAACCGGAGGAGGAGAGAACGGACUCCACGGAUAGCCCCAGCCCCCCGAACCCGGAGGGCCCCGACGAGAGGACGGACCCCGCCCCGGUCGUCAAACCGGAAUCGCCGCCUCCCAGCGAGGCAGUCUCUGAACAAGAGGAGGGCCCUGCCUCGAAGUCCGAAGACCCGCCGCUCGCCAACCAUAAGGAGGACAGCUUCCGGGAGCCAACCGGCAACCAGACGCCGGACCCGGGAGAGGACGGGGGUCUACCGGAAGGAGAGGACGGAGCAGGCGGCGGCACAGAGCCCGAGGAGGAAACGCCGGCCCCCGGUGAGCCCGUCUCCAUCUGCCCAGACCCUGCCCCUGGUGUGGAAAAGAAGGACACCGAGCACCCGGGGAGCGAGGAGGUCAUCUCGAGCAGUGUGGAGGCUCGCCCAGACGCAGAACCCCCAGGGGACGCCCCCGGAAGCGACCGAGGCGACAGCCCCGGCCAGGACGGGGACGGCGACCCCAUGGAGACGGACGAAAUCAUCCCCAUCUUGGAGAAGCUGGCUCCGGCGGAAGACCAGCUGACCUGCUUCACGAAGGAGACCCUCCUGCCUGCCGGGAUGGGGACGGCGGCGGCUGGGGCGGAGGAGGAGGAGGAGGAGAUGGAGGAGGCGGCCAGUCUCUCCUCGGGCCUGGAGGACAGGCUGGACAGCUCCCUGGGCUCGCCGUCCAAACAGGACACCAGCGAGAGCCUGCCCAAAGAAGCCUUCCUGGUCCUCUCCGACGAAGAGGAGCCCGCGGGCGAGAAGGAGGCCGAGGAGGACGGGCCCGGGACCGAUGAGGCGAAUCCCACAGAGGAAGCAGCGAGUGAGGAAAAGGAUAAAGAGGACAAAGAAGAGGAGGAGCCCAAGGAAGAUGAGAAACCCCCUGAAAAAAACGAGGCGUCGCGAAGAAAGCGGUCCAAGUCAGAGGACAUGGACAGCAUCCAUUCGAAACGCCGUCGCUACGUGGGCGAAGAGUACGAGGCGGAACUCCAAGUCAAGAUCACCGCCAGAGAGGACAUUAACCAGAAGCUGCAAAAGGUUGUCCAGCGCCUACUGGAUGAGAAGCUCGGGGCCCUGCAGUGUGCCGUCUUCGACAAGGCCCUGGCCGACCUGAAAACCCGCGUGGAGAAGAUCGAAUGCAACAAGAGGCACAAAACGGUCCUGACGGAACUACAGGCCAAAAUAGCCAGGUUGACUAAACGCUUCGGAGCAGCCAAAGAGGACCUGAAGAAAAGACAGCAAAACCCGCCGAACCCUCCCCCGUCGCCGGGAAAGUGCACCAGCGAGGCCGUCGGCGUCAACACGCUAACGUACAGGAACGCCGGCACGGUGAGGCAGAUGCUGGAAUCCAAGAGAAAUGUCGGCGAGAACACACCGGCCCCGUUCCCGGUCCCCGUGAACACAGCGUCUUCUACCGGGCUGAGCCCCGCGCAAGCGGUGGGCAGCGGCCAGCCGAAGCCUCAGACCCCGGUGACCUCGGCAUCCCUGACCGCCUCCGUCCUCCCCGCCCCGAACACGGCCACAGUGGUGGCCACCACCCAGGUGCCCAGCGGGAGCGGCCAGCCCGUGUCGGUGUCGCUGCAGUCCCUGCCGGUCAUCCUCCACGUGCCGGUGGCGGUCUCCUCCCAGCCCCAGCUGCUUCAGGGCCACCCCGGGACCCUUGUCACCAACCAGCAGGCUGGUGGCGUCGAGUUCAUCUCCGUGCAGAGCCAGGCCGCGGUGGGCGGACUGACCAAGCCCCCGCUCUCGCUGCCGUCGCCCGGCGGGCCCAAGCCCGGUGGCAACGGUGGCGGCGGCCCCCCUCCCCCGGGGCCCGGCCCCGGCCUCCCCAGGAACUCUGCGGCUGGCACUGGGCCCAGCUCCCUGGGGUCGGCCCUGGCGGUGCAGGCCGUCCCCCCUGCUCACCCCGCCGCCCACCCUGCCGCGCCCAACACCAGGACUCCCCUGCCCACGGUGGGCGCCCCGGGACUGUACGGCUCUACCAGUAGCCGCGGGGCACCCCCCAUACAGAUGAAGAUCCCCCUCUCCGCCUUCAGCGCCUCCUCCCCCGCCGAGCCCAGCAGCCCCGCGGUACCCAGAACGGGCCUUCCCCAUAAACCGCCCAUCGCUUCCCGGCUGGCGUCCCCGGCGGCCUCAGCGGUCAGCCCAGCCUGCGCCGGAGACCGGAGGCCAGGGUGGGGCGAGGUCAGGGGAUUAACUCGCCUGGUGAGAAAUGAGAACCAGUCCAGCCGGCCAACGGCAGACACCUCGAUAAGUAAGAGAGCGGCAGAGAGCACGGCUCAGAGCACGAAGGCCGUGGGCGGCGAGGCGGGAAGUGGCGUCAUCGACCUCACGCUGGAUGACGAGGAGUUCGGGGCUGCGCAGGAUCCCAAGAAAGCGGGCCCUGCGGCGGCGCCGGCCCUCGGCCCUCCUCCCCCGGCUCUGACCCGCUCCCUGCAGCCCUUGCAGCCCUUGCAGCCCCUGCAGCCCCUGCAGCCCACACCCCUGCAGCAGGCCGGGGUGCCCACCAGCGGUCCGUCCCAGACCACGAUACACCUCCUGCCCGCAGCCCCGACCACCGUAAACGUGACGCACCGGCCUGUGACCCAGGCCGCUGCCAGGCUCCCGGUGCCCCGGGCUCCGGCCAACCACCAGGUGGUCUACACAACGCUCCCCGCGCCCCCGGCACAGCUGCCCGUCCGGGGGGCCGUCCUGCAGAACCCCAGCGUCCGGCCGGUCAACCCACAGAGCGGCCUCACGGUCCGCGUCCCCCAGACGGCCGCCUACGUCGUGAACAGCGGGCUCACGCUCGGGUCCGCGGGGCCGCAGCUCACCGUGCAUCAUCGGCCGCCCCAGGCCCAUCCCGAGCCGCCGCGGCCCGUUCACCCGGCCCCCCUCCCGGAAGCUCCCCAACCCCCGCGCCUGCCCCCCGAAGCGGCCAGCACCUCCCCGCCUCAGAAGCCCCACCUGAAGCUGGCGCGAGUCCAGAGCCAGAAUGGCAUCGUGCUGUCGUGGAGCGUGCUGGAAGUGGACCGGAGCUGCGCCAGCGUGGACAGCUACCACCUGUAUGCCUACCACGAGGACCCGGGCGCCACGGCGCCGUCCCAGUGGAAGAAGAUCGGCGAGGUCAAGGCCCUGCCGCUGCCCAUGGCCUGCACGCUCACCCAGUUCGUCUCUGGCAGCAAGUACUACUUCGCCGUGCGGGCCAAGGACGUUCACGGACGCUUCGGCCCCUUCUGCGAGCCACAGUCCACCGACGUCAUCUCCUCCCAGAGCAGCUAGGCGCCCGCCCGCCCCCCGCCCCCGCACAGGGUGGUGGA